Messenger RNA from Drosophila melanogaster (fruit fly), 2423 nucleotides. RefSeq lists its product as uncharacterized. The coding region runs from base 141 to 404 and encodes 87 amino acids. The record is from RefSeq and is marked reviewed. NCBI's taxonomy places the organism in Eukaryota, Metazoa, Arthropoda, Insecta, Diptera, Drosophilidae. The transcript is spliced from 2 exons.
GCGCAUUGCUGGGUGAACGCACAAAGAGCUCUGCUCAGCACUCCUUGUAGAUACCCAUCGCAGGACAAAGGCAAAGCUCGAAACGCUUCUGGCAGCAUUUUCAAAGGAUAAAAAGGAAUUCUCACAAAAACCCAGGAAAGAUGCAUGCCAGAUUUGCGGAUCCCGAGCCAGCGUCUCCGGACAGCGUUGAUGGAAUCGAAACGGAGUCACUGGAGGCGCGGAUUGAGGCCUUCAAGCAAAAUCCCCAGAACAUGGCCGCGUUGCGGGAGGCGCUCGACGAUGUGCUCCUGCGGGCUGAGACGGAGGCGAACAGGCGGGCAGUUGAGAGCCAGAAAUCGCAACAGGGCAAGGAAAAACGACCGAGUAAGUAUACGCAGUGUGGUUCAGUACAUUUCACUUCUUAGCUAUUUGGAUAGUGUAUUGCUUUUCCCUUUCGAGCACUUCAGCGCAAACCCUUGCCAAGUGCUGGCCGCUGAAUAGACACUUGUGCACAAAUCCUUUUCUUAGUCUUGCUUAAGUAUUUUUGUAUCGAUGACUUUCGUGGCAAUGAACUCGCUUGACACCUAAGAGUGCCUAGGCUAAAAGUUGGUGGAUGAGGUCUAAAUCUCAAAUAUUGCAAAUAUUUAGGAAAGUAUAAUCUUCGUGCUGAAAUUAAGAGAACUGUCGCGUAAUGUUGUAACUUGUUUGAUAAAAGUGGGCUGACCUAACUAACUGAUGACAGGGCGACCGUUGUGGGCCUCCUCCACGGUUGUUAACAGAUGGCAAUUAAAACUGAGGAAAGCAUAUAAUUUAGAAUAUAUAAACGCAUUCGCACGCCAUUUUCACCCAUUUUCCAAAAAACCCAGCCAGCUCGAUUGCAUGACCAUAUUUUGUUGCACUUAACUUGUAUUUUGCGUAUCACUGAUCUUUAUUUCCGUAUUUUUGUACUCUCUGCGCCUCGCAUGCACUAACCUCUCAGGUUUCGCCAUACCAGAUUUUAAGAACGGCAAGGUGGUGAAUCGCGCUCGAGGAUUCGUGGUGCGGAUCUUCGAUGCCAUAUGCAAUUGCGCCAACAACAAUGCGGCGGCGGCCACGACGCGUUUCAAGCUGAGAAGCAACAGCGGCGGAGGGGGAGGCGGCGGAGGUGGUGGUGGCGGAGCCAGCGGAAAUGGCAAGCGUCAGCAGUCGCAGAAUGAGCCGGAAACCCUAGUCCUGACCAAGAAGAAGCCCGCCGGCGAAGGCAAGAAAAAGAAGGGAGUCAGCAUGGCCGAUGACGUUCAAGCCGGCGUUCGACUGAUGGACUAAGCUAGCUAUAAUGGACAAUGGUUGUCCAUGCAAUGGGAAAACAUAAUCAAAAUUACCACCAACCCCUUCCUGAACAAUGAACUCUUACUCAGCAAUCGUCUACUGUCAUCUUACCACCUUAAUGGAUCCUGUCCAGAAGCAUUUUCUUCGCUCAAACGUCUUAGGCACAAACCAAAUUCUACGUCUUCCCCUUGAAGACCACCAAGUUUAUGGUGUAAGCCCUGCAAAGGAAUCUUAAAAUCGCAUAGAACAGGGCUGAUGGAAAAGCUUUAGCUCUCUACUAUAUUGUUUGAUAUACCCAAAUGUGAUCCCAGAUCGUAAUGUUAACGAAAACUCAACUCGAAGCACAAGCAACUCUUCUAGGCUAGUUAUGAAAGGAGAAAACCCCUAUAUACGACAUUUGUAUACACUCUCCAGCUCUCAGACAUUAUUUGGUCCCCACGCACAACACAAUCAACGGCAUUACACAAUCCCAGUGGAAUCGACGAGGGUUUGCCCCGAAUCUCCACCUAAUUAUAACUACGAUAUAUCAAAUUAUAUACCUAACUAUAUGUGUAUGUGUAUGACUAUAGUUGUCUACGGAACCACCAACCUAUUUAGAUGUGUGUGUGUAGCAGUUAAAAGUAUUUCCAAACCAAACCAAAGCAGCUAACAACAAACGGUUCAAUAUACAAGCAUUAAUGUGUACUGAUUUUAUAUACAAUGUACUAACUACUAUAUAUACGUGUGAAUGUCAUUAGACUCUUAGUUGUUUACACAGGUUUCCUCGAACAUCCUCAUCAAAUUCAUCAACUAAUCCGCACACACGCUCUAAUCGGAUAUAUUUUUGUGAGACCCUUUUUGGAGAGAUCUACAUACAUAUAUAAAGACACUACUCCUAUACCGAAACCGAAAUUUAAGAUAUCGAUUACUCUCGAUUACAGAGAACUUUGUACGCAGAUUUGCAAGGCAACCAUUUUGUAUAAGAUUUGCAUUUAUUUUGUAACCUCUUGAAUGCAAAGAUCUCCCUAAGUUUGAAUGCAUUGCUAAGCCAAUUGGAUGUUUAUCGAUUACAAAAUGUAUAAGUAUGCGUUAUGCAAACAUAAAACCGUUGUAUUUAGUUAAUAAUAUCAGCAAUAAACUAUAACAUGUUUGAAAUC